Molecule: messenger RNA, 1632 nt
Organism: Notodromas monacha
Lineage: Eukaryota; Metazoa; Arthropoda; Ostracoda; Podocopida; Cyprididae
Source: the annotation of a GenBank genome assembly
CUUGAAUAGAAGGCCUCAAUAUCGGACAAAAUUGUCCCACGUUAAUCCCAAUUCGUUAUUGGUACUGUAUUAUCCAUAGUGGGCAUGCACAACGUGGUCAAUCAGUGCGAAGGAAGAAUCGGACAUUAAGCUAAUGUGGCCGUGAAGUGCUAUGCUGUUCACAAAAUGCUUUUUUAAAUAUUUGCCAAAACAUGUGCAAGGUUUCUCCGCUCAAAUGCAAAUCGCCAUCAGGAAUAAAUUAACAGGGCCGCCAGAUUGGCAAUUGUGGCCUCGGCAAGUCCGGGACACCAGCAAUCCUUUCCAUGUUUUUUCUCAAGGCUUGGUGAUUUGCAAUCAUGUUUUGCGAACAUCUGAACAGUCGCCAGAUCUUGCUGGGUAUCUAUGGAAAGACUAUCACAAGUUUUCCAAAGCGACAGCAAUGAUGUGCGCUGAAACACGAGAGGAAUUCACUUACGAACAAAUCAGGCACUUGUCACUUGCUUUUGGGGUGGGUCUCAAAAACUUGUCGAUCUUGAAUAGAAGAGGCGACAUCUUGGCGAUAAUUUGCCCCAACAUGCCUUCGUUUGCCAUCUGUUUUUAUGGAGCGGUGUUCAUUCAUGGAGUUCCUGCGUUGAUCAAUCCAAAAGGCUGCAUUGUAGCUCAGCUGAGGGCAUGCAAACCAAAAGCAGUGGUGGUGUUGGCAAAGGAUGCCAAGCAUGUGCAAUAUAUGACAGAAGUAGAGGAAGAGCUAAUGUCAAUUAGAACUAUCAUUAUUUCAGUGGGAGUGCAUGAAGAAGAGAAGCUGAUGAAAGAUUUGCAACCAAAUGGACCAAGAAGUCCAAAACUUUUGUCUCUUCGCGAAGUCAUAUGCAACUCAUCCAAAGAUGGUCUUGGAAUUCUUUCUGGGGCGCCAUUCAGGCCAGAUGACAUUGCAAUUGUGCAGUGCCUGAGAAAGGCAAAUGGCAAAGAAAUGGCAGUUGCUUUAUCGCAUGGUAAUAUCGUUGGAACUCUGAAUCAGCUUCAUGUGCCGUAUUUGAGCAAAGCUGAGAAGGCCCAUAUCAUCAGAGAAGGACACAAUCCCAUGAAAUUAUUCCACCAAGAGACGAUUGUUGGAAUAAUGCCUUUUUACACUGCUUUUGGACUCAUCACGGGUCUACUCAGUUGCACAAAAAUUGGCGGAAGGCUGAUAACGUUGAGUGAAGAUGAACCCAAUGAGCUGCUCUUUGACAUACUUGAAGAAUAUCAGGUUAUGGUGCGACAGAAGCAUCAGGUUUCACCCACAUGGUUCCUGUACAUGAGCACAAAAAACUUGGGUCUGUUGGAGGUCCUUUGGCAGGGACAACAGCAGCUACAGUGGAUAUGAAUUCUAGAAGAUGGACUGAGCCCUUCAAAGAUGGCGAAAUCUUAGUCCGGGGUCCACAAGUAAUGCAUAAUUAUUUGCAUGAUCAAGAUGCGACCAAAAGCGUGUUCAUCAAUUGGCGAAGUUCAAAAGAAACAUUUUCCCUGGCAGGAAAACCAUGGCUCAAAACUGGAGAUAUUGGCUAUUAUGACAAGCAUGGAUAUUUCUAUAUUGUUGGACAUCGCAAAAACAUUUAAAUCAUGAAAAAUACAUCAGCUUGUGAGAAUAAAUAUGGAAUUUGUCCUGCAGCAGUA